This is a messenger RNA of Aspergillus calidoustus, 1101 nucleotides long. The record is from the annotation of a GenBank genome assembly. NCBI's taxonomy places the organism in Eukaryota, Fungi, Ascomycota, Eurotiomycetes, Eurotiales, Aspergillaceae.
AUGGGUUUCAUCACUGGUGUUCGAUACAAGUGCUCGGUGUGCCACGAUACUGAUUUCUGCGCCAAGUGCGAAGUUCAUACUUCGAAUACGCAUAACCGCACCCACCCCAUGGUCAUGUUCAAAACGGCCGUGCGCAGCGUCACGGUGAGCACCGUGCAUGAAAACGCAUUCAGCCAGUCAACAGCUACCCUGGGUGAUCGCACACUGAGGUCCACCUCGACUCAAGCUUCCGCCCCAUUUUCUUCAGAACCUGAAGUUACAGAGAUGGUCACAAAAGAAGAGCCAGAGCCAGGGCCAGUCGCAGAGCCAAAGUCCUCUGAUCUGCUAAUGCCAAAUACUGAGAAGCGGCAAGAUACACCCAAGCAGGCACCAAGCGAUGAUUCCGAGGCCGAGUAUCAGGCAUUCUUCAUCGAGGAUACCAUCGCGGAUCGCACCGUAAUGCCUCCAAAUCAGGUGUUCCAACAAACUUGGAAGCUUUACAACCCCGGUCCGCGUGCGUGGCCGUCGGGGACCAAUGUCCGUUUCGUUGGCGGUGACUCCAUGUUCAACGUCGACACCAACCAUCCUAGCAGUCUCGCAUCGGUCACAGCUGCCAUGGAGAGCAACAAGCUGUGCAAGCCCUUGGAAGUUGGUGAGCGCGCCGAAUUCACUGUCACCUUGAAAACCCCAAGGAGGCUGGGUACUGCUAUCUCUUACUGGCGGUUGAAGCUCGACGACGGCACCCCAUUUGGCCACAAACUCUGGUGUGACGUCCAAGUUCAAGACGAACUCAUAGAGGAUGAGCCCGUCAACAAGACUGAGGUCGAUCAAAAGGAGCCCCUGCUGCCCAACGCUGAGCCCUCCGACGACAUUUCAGGAAGCCAGAUGGUGUUCCCCAAGCUGGAGAAAGAGUCACCGACAAGCAGCACGCACGAGGCAGCCAGCUUUCCGCCUACCGCCCCCUCUGUGUCGAAUGCUUCAGAGCACGAUAUCCUUGACGAUGUGGCGAGCUUGACGUUGGAUGAUGCAGACACCGAUGCUGGAUUCUUCACUGAUGAAGAAUAUGAUAUCCUGGAUGCUAGCGACCAGGAAUUUAUGGAUGCCAACUCCUCUCGGAACUAA